AGCCAGUGUACAUCAUGGUCAUGUGAUCAGCAGGGGCGGGGGUCAGACUUUGUACUGUAGGUCUGCAGAGCACAUCAGCACCUGAAGUUUCCAAAAUCCACCAUGUGGCUGAGAAUCAUCUUCAUCUUCAUCGUCUUCAACGUCUCUGGCUGCUGCGCCGCCUCAGUGUUUCUGGAUCCGGAUCGAGCUCAUGGGGUCCUGGUGCGGACUCGCCGGUAUAACUCGGGCUGGUUGGAGGAGCUGCAGAGGGGGGACCUGAAGAGGGAGUGUCUGGAGGAGAAGUGCACAUACGAGGAGGCGCGGGAGGUGUUCGAACACACCGAGACCACGAACGAGUUCUGGAAAACGUACAGCCUCCCCGACAGUUGCCAGUCAGCUCCCUGUCUGCAUGGCGGCAGCUGCCAGCCCCACGGACAGUCCUACUCCUGCAACUGUCUGCCUGGGUUUGAGGGACGCCACUGUGAGCACGAUAACUCCAGCGUCACCGGUCUGUGUCUGAAGGACAACGGAGGCUGUGAGCAUUUCUGUGAGGAGGACUACCAGGAACAGACGCUGAACUGCUCGUGUGCAGAAGGCUACGUCCUGAAGGACGACGGUUUGAGCUGUGAACCUGCAGAGCCGAUAGUGUGUGGUACAGUCCCCGUCCUAGAGGCACAGAACAGAUCGGAGGAACUGGACUCCCGGGGUCGAAUCGUGGGAGGAACAGAGUGUCCCAAAGGGGAAUGCCCCUGGCAGGUUUUGCUGCUCUAUAAAGGAAAAGGUUUCUGUGGAGGAGUGAUCAUAAAACCACUCUGGAUCCUCACGGCGUCUCACUGCCUGGACGACUACCAGGCUCAGUUCCUGCAGGUGGUUGCAGGCGAGCACAACACAAAUGAUGACAAUGAGGGCACGGAGCAGUUCAUUCAGGUGUCUCAGGUCAUCAUGCAUGAAAACUAUGUGAAACAAACCGCUGACAACGACAUCGGCCUCCUCCGUCUGGCAUCUCCGAUCAUCUACACGAGAUACGCCGUCCCCAUCUGCUUGCCCACACGACCCCUGGCCCAGCUCGACCUUUGGGCCAUCAACCUUCACAUGGUGAGCGGCUGGGGCAGGAUGGCCCAGGACGGACCCACCUCCUCGGUCCUGCGGCGGCUGAUGGUGCCGAGGAUCUCGACGCAGGUUUGUGAGGCGACGAGCGGUGUGGUACUCACUGACAACAUGUUCUGUGCCGGGUAUUUCGAGGGCAAGCAGGACUCGUGUAAAGGUGACAGCGGCGGGCCACUAGUGACCAAGUACAAGAAGACGGUGUUCCUGCUGGGCAUCGUCAGCUGGGGAAAGGGCUGCGCUCAACCAGGAAACUACGGCAUCUACACCCGGGUGUCCAACUACCUGGAGUGGAUCUACAACCGGACAGAGACGGCCAAUCAGGGGUGACCACGACCAAGGCUACACCACACAACCUGAGCACAUGAGAGACCAUGAACACGUUCUGCAGUUCGACUGAUUGACCAUCCUUAAAACACGACUUUGAAAAUUAACAAUGUCAAAUAAACAUGAAAUAAACAUUUUUAUAAACCUACUUUUCAAAGAAUGGACCAAAGCUUCAAAGUUCAAAUAAAAGGAAAAACAAUAAA
Cheilinus undulatus (humphead wrasse) is the source of this 1613-nucleotide messenger RNA. Its product is annotated as coagulation factor VII-like. The record is from RefSeq and is a predicted model, not a curated record. The transcript is spliced from 8 exons. Gene Ontology annotation, molecular function: serine-type endopeptidase activity; calcium ion binding. Gene Ontology annotation, cellular component: extracellular region. The coding region runs from base 103 to 1413 and encodes 436 amino acids. NCBI's taxonomy places the organism in Eukaryota, Metazoa, Chordata, Actinopteri, Labriformes, Labridae. Gene Ontology annotation, biological process: proteolysis; blood coagulation.